CAGUCAUUCAGUCAUGUGCUAUGGUUUUGGCAUUUAUGGCAUCACAUCCUUGAAUAUAAGGACACAGAGAUCAGAGUUUUAUAAAAUCUUUUGUGAAACACAACUCACUUCUCGGUUGACGACUGAAUAUGACUUUUCAUAAUUUGCUCGCAUUUCAAGUUAUUAACAACUUUUGACUUUCAUAUUAAGUGAUACUUAUUUGCAUUUACAGCGAUCAACGGCGAAUCAUCUGAUUCUUGCAUUUAAAUACUCGUUUCAAAACAAUUCAUACGAUCAGUGAUUAUAAGAGAAGAAGAAUCGUCUCUACAAUAUAUUCAUCGCCAAUAAACACAACCGAAUAAUACGAUUGAAAACAAAUUAAAUUGAAAUCUGUUUUUAGAGAUAAACAGAGAAAAAAGAGUGCCAUUGAGUGAUGCCUUCCCUGCCGUGUCUGCAGACUCUUCAGAGAGAAUUAGCCGAUUCUAUCAUACGGUGCGCUCCUCUCGACGACAUACGAAUACUACUGGCCUGCGGGGCAAAAGUCAAUGAACCCGUCACUCAG
Molecule: messenger RNA, 541 nt
Organism: Medioppia subpectinata
Lineage: Eukaryota; Metazoa; Arthropoda; Arachnida; Sarcoptiformes; Oppiidae
Source: the annotation of a GenBank genome assembly